UCAAGCCAAGGCUAUAGUUGCUGCCCAAAUGCAAAGGCAGAUGGCUCGAACUCAGCUUCUGGCGCGUAUGGCCGAGCUUCAAGGGAUGGCGGGUGGCGCCUUCUUAACAUCGGUGCCACCACCAAACUACCCAUUAUAUCACGAUGGUAAGCAAUAACACAUCUUUACUUAUUACUUACUACUAUUUUACUAUGCUUAGAACAGUUCACUGUAAGUGUAAUAUACCCAUUCACAUGGAAAGCACCGGGCCGAGCACAUAUCAACAAGUGCAGCUCGUGUCAGGUACACCGCGCUCCGCGGAGAGCCCUCCUUUCACUACGCGUGUAUAAACAUGUGGCCGUUUUGUUCAUUUUUGAUGCAAUACAAUCACUGAAACUUCUUCGAAGUCUUAGUACUGACCGCUCUUUUGUAAGAGAGUGAUUCCAUUCAGACUGGAGACAUUCAUACAACGACAACAAUGUUAUCAUUAUACCAAUAUAUGUUAUCUGAAAUGAAAAUCUCUUAACAUAGUUCGGUUGACGAUGCCUUGAAUAUUUACUUAUCUACUAGGAAAUAUAUUUUAUUACUAAAUCAUCCAGUGGUUAUACACAUUAUUUCUAUUAAUAUUAAGUAUUUUGUUGUUCUCAGGAAGAAAUUAUUAUCAUCACCUACGGCCGAUCCUCGGCUACAAUCCAUUUCUAAAUGGGCCGCCCUUCUUUUAUGGCUUGAACCAGUACAAUGCACCUCCAAGCUAUCAUAUAACAGCACCUUACGAAGUGGCCCCGGACCACAGACGAGUCUAUCAGUUGACAAAUGACUAUACCAGUGGGUAUAACGAAGAAUAUCAGCUCCCGCCUCGCAAUUGUAAUCCUCGAUCUAGUCACAACAAUUCUCACAACCAAGUUUUACCGCCGAUUUAUGCGGACGCGGGUUACGGGGGAAUCCCUAACAAUUCCAUGAUCUCACAUGUAUAUGGGACUGAUUUCCAAGAAGUUAACGAAACUGACUUUAGUCGGCGCGGUCUGCUCCACCUGCCCUCACAAAACUCACGCGGCGUCAACAACCAGCCACCCACGCUAGGGUAUAUUGCGGAUGAAAUCCAGCCGUCACCCUAUGUGGAAAAUCAUAGUACCCUUCCACAGCAGGAAUUAACGGAAAGAGUAUGGAGCGACGCUGGAAACCAUGCCCGUCUACCGGAGAUACCACCCGUAGGAAAUACGAUGCCAUACAACGUGCCGCUUCUUGAUUUUACAAGUUCUGUUCCACCCCCAAUAAACAUGCCACCUCAGUCGUCUCACGUCUGGGUACCACAAGCACCACCCCCAGUGGCAACAAUGCCACCUACAACUCAGCAAUUACCAGCCUGUCGUCCGCAGGCAGCUGAUGUGGAUUCGCCAUUUCUGAAUCUUCGUAACGACAACGUGGUGUUGUCAAACGCAAAUGCCACCAACGGACAAAUUACAGAUUCGGUGCAACUUCCCCCGGGAAAUGUAUACAUGGAUGAUACGAGAACUCGGCCUAUUCGUGUAAAAGCUCCGAUUAACUUCGCGCCGCCUCCUCCCGCAUCGGCUCCAGAAACAAGAAAUAGCGACCGACCUCCAUACUACAGCGAAGUUAUUAAGGGCAUUCCUACAAGAUGCAGGGUCACUAAUAACCCAGGCUCGUCAGGAACUAGACCUAGAUUUUAUUCACCUUUCCCUCCCACAGCCCAUGUGACAAGUCGCUCGGGGACGCUAAAUAACGGCAACAAUACGACACCAGGACUUCCGCCGCGCGCCAACAACCCCGUGACACCGGUGACCAGGGAUGCGAUCCCAGAAGCGUCAGCUGAUUGUCGCAAUGAUCCUUGGCCGAACCGAUACAGGGACCCUCGAGGGAUCCCCAUUCCACCGGCGAAAAAGGGGCCCGCCGAUGAUCCGCUGGACGUUCCGUCGAAUGGUCUCCAUGGCGCCAUCGGAGAUUACAAACCGAACAACUGUGACUACCAUUUUCCGAAGUAAGCCGUUUCUUUACAUUUUGGUGA
Messenger RNA from Trichoplusia ni (cabbage looper), 2002 nucleotides. Its product is annotated as proline-rich receptor-like protein kinase PERK9. The record is from RefSeq and is a predicted model, not a curated record. NCBI's taxonomy places the organism in Eukaryota, Metazoa, Arthropoda, Insecta, Lepidoptera, Noctuidae. The coding region runs from base 936 to 1979 and encodes 347 amino acids. The transcript has 3 exons.